Molecule: messenger RNA, 10760 nt
Organism: Gryllus bimaculatus (two-spotted cricket)
Lineage: Eukaryota; Metazoa; Arthropoda; Insecta; Orthoptera; Gryllidae
Source: the annotation of a GenBank genome assembly
AUGAGGGACCUGCUCGAUGAAUUUAUGACGUUUGUGCGGGAACAUGGUGGUGUGCCUUUUGCACAUAUGGAUGUUAAAGGUGAGAUCACAGACAUGGGAAGUGAGCAUUACUGCCUAAGGUGGAACAAUCAUCAGAGCAACUUACUUGGUGUAUUCAGUCAACUUCUACAAGACGAGAGCCUUGUCGACGUGACCCUUGCUUGUGCUGAAGGACAUUCUAUCAGAGCUCAUAAGGUUGUACUAUCAGCUUGCUCCUCAUACUUUCAGACCCUGUUUGUGGAUCACCCUACCCGACACCCUAUCGUCAUUUUGAAAGACGUGAGAUUUGCUGAAUUAAGGACUCUUGUGGAAUUCAUGUAUAAGGGAGAAGUAAACGUAGAAUAUUGCCAGUUGUCAGCACUUCUGAAGACAGCUGAAAGUUUGAAGGUGAAGGGGCUAGCAGAAAUGACAAACCUUAAUUCAACAAGAGACGAUAGGAGUGAGGGUCAGCAACAGAAACACAGUAGUAGCACAGCUACAGUCAGCGCAUCAGACACACCCAUGACACCUGAACUUGUAACGAAGAGACUUCUGAACGAAGAUGUGAGAACGCCUCCACCUGGAGGAAGUAUAUCUCCUCCACCGCCUCCAGCCAAAAGAGCUUCAAGAGGUCACCAGGAUUCAGUUUGUGAGGAUAACGAAAGCUGUGAUGAAGGUGGUGGAGGGAGAGUCAAUACUCCAGAAGCUGAUGACCUGUCCUCAUCUGUUCAUGGUGGUUGUGCCGGACCAAGCGACAUGUCAAUAUCUAACAGUGCAACCUCAUGCAAUCCGCCCGCUCCUGCAGCCACUGCCACAUGUUCUGCAAGUACCAGUCGACUGCCAUCUCCCCACAGCAGUGAGCCUUUGCCUGGCCCCUCUGGCAUGCUUCCUGUGCAGCAAGUCCCUCUAUCGUUGAAAAAAGAAGUUGAUUGGGAUCGAAGUGUUGGUGAUGAUAAAAGCACGACGGGAGAAAGUUCCUCAGAUUACAGGCAUCCUCAUGAUACGGAGGCAAUGGGGGGAUCAGAGCCCCCAGAGAGCCACUCCCCGCGCUUGUACUCGUGUAUGUAUUGCGGAGCCUCCUUUCCAUACCAGAGCAAACUCACUCGCCACAUCCUAUCCCAUAGUCUGGAGACGUUGAAGUAUCGUGAGCAGGUUCACAUGCAUCCACAUCAAUCACUGGUGUCUAUGGCCACUGGCAUGAUGGAGCCUUUGAACCUCAUGGAGAGUCAUUUUGGAGGACGGCCGCCUCCUCCUCAUGAUAUCUUGGAACCUCCUCAGUCUCAUGAAAACUCGGCCAUGGAACUAGACUUUUCAACAAGUGGUCUUGGUGAAGUUGGAACAUCGUCUAAUGUGGUUCUGUGCAAGUUUUGUGGCAAGUCCUUUCCAGACGUCAGUUCCCUCAUCACACAUCUACCGGUUCAUACUGGCGACCGCCCUUUCAAGUGCGAGUUUUGCGGCAAGGCUUUUAAGCUACGACAUCACAUGAAGGACCAUUGCCGUGUCCAUACUGGUGAACGGCCAUUUCGAUGUUCACUCUGUGGCAAGACGUUUUCACGAUCCACCAUCCUGAAGGCUCACGAGAAGACCCACUACCCGAAGUAUGUCAGGAAGUUCCUUUCCCCCAGCCCAGUCGACACAGAAGAGGAAUCUCCACAGCAAUAAUGACACAGGAAAUUUAAAUUAUAUGUAUUUCCAAAGUGCCCCCCUUGUACUAUUCCGUAGAAUUUAACCUUGCAUACAGGGAAAUGCAUUAUUUACACUAGAGUAUUAGAAAGAUUAUUGGUUAUUUUGAUAGAUUUUUAAAAUGGGAUAUAUACAUGGUUAAAUCUUUUCGGAAUUGUACAGGCUGCUCCAAGGCGAGUUCUUGUGUUAGCAAGGAUUAUUUGUACGUAAAAUGUUUAAGUGUUUUGAUGAAAACACUCUAAAAAUUAUUCAUCAUAAAGAGUGCUUUAAAAAGAGCUAGCUUAAUUCCAUUAUUAAAAAUGUUUUUGCUGCCCAGUUGGUGCUUGUGGUAUAAAACGGAGCCCUUGGUCUAGAAAGGCAAUCUAUUGAAUUAGUGCAAGCUAUGCUACGAGUAAUUUUAGAGAAAUUGAACAAUUGGAGUUGUGGUAGGAAAAAAGUGUUCUAGUCUGCAACAGGCAUUUGGUUAGUUCUACAGUUUUAGUUAGAAUUGCAAAAUUAUUUAACAUUGCUAAAUUUAAUUUAUGCUUAUAUUGCAACAAAAUCGAUAACCAUGUUAUGGGAAAUUGUUAAAGUAUAUUCAUAGUUGGGUGUUUUAGAAAAUAUAAAUAAUGUAAUUUGGAGUACAUUUGUAAUCAUGUUAGUAUAAAAAAGUUAGACUGGUGUAUCAGUAGAAAAUCCAGUGUGAGGCCCAAUAGAUUUUGUACAAAAUUUCACCAUAGGUUGCUUGCUCACCACCACCGUAUGUGACAGUAAUUGCAUAUUUAGUAUUCACAAUGUGAAUUGAAGAAAUGAAAGUGCUUUACAUGAUGAUAUAAAUUAUUCUGUGUACAUAAACUUUUCUGAAGCACUGUGCUUUAUUUAAAAUUUAUAAUGAAAGAGCAUUAAAUUAUAUAACAUUACAAACCCACUGGGUCAUAAACCACCAAUGUUAAAUGUCGCGGUAGCAAUCACCUGUAGAAACUAUAGGCACCAGUAUUUACUCAUUUCCAAGAGCCUAUUUUUUCUUCCAAUCUCGUCUUGUAUUGAGUGCCACAAGUUACGGAUUAUAUAAAAGUUGCAUUGGCAACUGGUAUCUCAUUCUUGGAAAACUCUUUUUUACUUUUAUACCUGUGAUUUUUUUAUUUGAUCAUAUAAUCCAAGAAGUGUUUGGUUUUUGAAGUUCACUUCUUAUUUGUAGAACGAUGUUAACAUUUUCCUACUCAGUACUGUAACAGCUGUGAUAGAAUACCCGUUUGUAGAUUCUCACAAUGUCAUGAAGGAGAUGAAUACUGGCUUGCUGCUGGUUCACAAGCUUCAGUGCAGUAGUUCUUGAAUUAUUUAAAAUGAAAACAACUGAAUUUAGAGAGAAUAUUGGAAUACUUUUGUGGCUGUGACACUAGUUACGUUUUGAGAAGCUCUUAAAAGAAACUAGUUAACAUUUUUACAUAUCAUAUACACUCAUACUUGGAAGGUUUUUUGAGAAUUGCUGCUUUCAUUUUAUCUCAUGCUUCUCGACUACUUCUACUUAAAAGCACGUGUGUAGUUUGCCUGCACACUCCGUGUGUGAAUGGGUGCAGAUUUGCAUGAAUUCAAGCAUUGAAGCAACAUUUCAUUGUCUUUAUGAACACAGAAAAAACUAAGAUACGUCUGAGUGCUCAAUUGUUUGUAUGCAUUUUAAAGGCAAUAUCAUGCCUUACCAUUUCUUUAUCAUAAUUUUUGUUAGGUUUUUUUAAAAAUAGAUUUUAGGUGUGUAAUUAAUAUGUACUUUUAAACCUAUAUUUUUAAACAUGCAUUGAAUCAAUGGAGAAUUUUUGUUCUUUUAAUAGGCAGUAGAUACUUGUUACCAAAUUGGAAAAGUUUAUUUUAAUGAAAUUCAACGAUGUGUUUUGUCAAUCUUAUCCUAACAUAAACAUUCAGACACUUUGAGAAGUACUAUAAUUUUUCAUUCUUGAGAGUAUGCACUCAGAUACCUGAAAUACUUGCAAACUAUUAAACUUUAUUCUUGUCAGUGAGUAAAUAUGGUGCAUAGUACACAAAUUAUAUAUUAUCUACAUAUAUUAUAUAAAAUUAUCAAAAAGAACUGAUCUUCCAUAUACAUAUGAUAAUGAAUAUUGCAUUUCCACGAGUUGUUGAAAGGGUUAAACCAGUUUGUUGAAAGGUUAAAUAUGUGAACAGAAGCAUUCCACUUCUGCCGAAGACAAUUUUUUUAUAAACAUAGAAAGUCUUAAAAAACUGGAGUUAUUUCCAUUGUGAUAGUUGCCUGGAGCUGUCAUGCUGUUGUGUACACUUUAAGUUGUAGAGAUUAUUUCACAGUAUUAUUGCCCCGAGAAUUUUGUGGAGUGAGAAUUAUAGUGAGACUGCUGUGUCAACCAGUUGGAACGUUGAAUACACUCGCUAUCCUGCAGCAGUUGGAUGUGAUACUAUAUUAAUUACUAUAAUAUUAGUUGUUAAUUAUUAGAUAUACCUAGCCUUUGCUUUAUUUAAUGUUGAAGAGGGAAGAGAGGGGAUACAGAUGGUUUAUUGUUGAUGGUAGAUAUAUAAAUUAUGCCAUCGGUUAUUUUUGUCACAAACAGCUAUAGAGAAAUGGUUGUAUGUGACUAGUCAACUUAAAGAAAAAGUUCCUGAGAUUUAUAAUAGCGAAUGUUGUGGUGCUUUUUUAGAGUGCACUUUGAAAAAAAAUACAUCUCACCUAGGAGUGGGUGUAGACACUUAGCUGAAAGUAAGCUAAGCUGUUUUGUAAUUUUUUUUAAUCCAAAUGGGAGUUGCAACUUGCAUGCCAUGUCGCGCCCCACCUAGAAUGCUAGAUGCUGGCUGCUGUUAUGCGAGAUAAUAAUGGUUUUUGAAUGAGAGUCUGGGUUUUGUGGACUUAUCUGCCUGAAAAAAAUUUUAACUUCUGAAAUUUUUAGAGUGAUACUUUUCAUCUUCACAAACCUAAAAUAGUUUCCUUCAUUUCUCAAUGUUUCGUUUAAUUGAGCAAUAUGAUCACACUGCACUGGCACGGGCUGGUGGGUUGAACGAAUAGAAUGUGCCUGGAGAUUCUAAUUCUCAUGUUCUUAACUUAUUAUUGCAGACACAGCAACACUCAAUUCCGUGCCUCAGAAGUUAAAGGUUGUUUGAUACUUUCAUAAAUUGUAAGGUAGAAAAUGGGAUGUUAGGGAAUUUGGAAAAAGACUUUUGCAGUUUAUACUAAUUGAAGAAGAGUCAUAUCACACAAGCAUUUUUAAUAUUUCGAGUAUAGCAUUAAGCAUGGGCCAGAGAGGUCAACCUUUCCCUCCUGAGGGAUUUAUCUGUGGAGCGUGUCUUAUCUGGGUGUUGAACCUGCCAUUGGUCGGUAUGGUGUGCAACUACGGUCCUGUACCGCCUCCCAUCUCAACUGACGGCAGCCGUAGGUCCUACUGUAGGUGUGUUAGUGGUACAGAGUAGUUGUAGUGUUUUGGAAAUGUAUAACACCCCUUACCCUAUGUUCACUGUACAUUGGUUAGCAUGCCACAAGUACACAUACACAAAGCUUUGUCACUGUAGAAAACAAAGUAUUUGAGAAGCUUCUCUGUAGUGUCUUCUAGCUUAAUGGUUUAAUUACAGUUUAAUUUAAUACAAUAGUUAAUGCAAUAGUACUUAGGUUAAUGUAAAAAGCAGAUCACCAGCAGACUGUUUUCUCUGGAUUACAAGUGGAGUGCUUGUAUCAAUGACUUCAGUUAACAAAUUAUACUGUGUUGUCUGCAGCAAUCUUUGCUGUUUUGAUUACAUAGCCAAAUACAUUCUUAAAACAUUAAGAAAUACAGUCAAAAAUAAUAUGUUUAUGGAUUCAUACCAUUAAUGAAAUUGUAUGUAUUUUUUAAGAGAAAUUUUAUGUAACUAUGCCCACCAUAUGUUGGAGCCAAAGCUAUAUUAUUUUUCUUGAGGCAAUUUCAGGGUAAAACAUUGUUUUAUUUAUGUCAUCAAUGUUCUGACCACAAACCAGAAAUUGCUCUUGGUUGUACAAGUCCUGUGAAUAGCAUGUACUGUUCAUUUUAAAGUAUUUUUGAAGGUAGAAGUGUUGAGCAUACACAGGUAUUAAUAGCUUAAUACAUGACUGAAUUAUUUUAUUUAGUUAUCAUCUCUUAUUGCUUUGUAUGUGGGUCUGGGACUUUAGUUGUUUGUUAGCUUACCUUAUGGAUUAUCAGCAUUUACAUGCACUUUUCUCCUGAUAGCAAUACGUUUGGCAAUAUUACUUGUUUAAAUAAAUUCUCUCCAAUUUCCAAAUAAUAAUAGCAAUAAUAUCAUAAAGAGUAUGUUUUAAGGUUCCAUGUGGGUUUUCUAUUGUACAAAUGAGAGACUGAGGACUGCAUAAUGCAUGGUGGAUGUGGGAUUAUCGGACAAUGGUCGUCUCUGUAGUCUAUUCAGACAUUUUUAAUUAUUUAAUUUCUUUGAUGUAUUCAUUAUGGAAUCUAUUGACUCAUUGCACACUAUACAUAGUUGGCGCAAUGAUUUUUUAGUAGAUUUUUACAUUCCACAAUCAUUAAUAGCACUUGUGCAGGAUUCUUUCUGACAGAAUGUGAUUGGUUGUCAUAUCCGUGUUGUGAAGGGACCAUCAGUUUCAAUAAGUGCCUCAUGACACACAAAAGUGGCCAUUGAAAGAAUAUAAUCCCUUUUUUGUUAACAGAGCCUUUUAUUUGAUUGUAUAUGAAUUGUAAAUAUAUAUAAAUAUAUUUAAAUUAUUUAUUAAUAUGUAUGUUGUAGAUUAGCUUAAUGUGAAUUAUUUAUUUGCAAGAGUUUAAAUUUGAAUAGUUUUGAACAUACAUUUUCUUCAUAUUUCCUGCUUCAUAUGAAAUGGUCACAUUCUGAAUACAAGUUAUUUGUGAAUGUGAAAUGCAUCCUGUAAACCAAGAGUUACAUUUUCUUUGGUUAUUGGUCAGAUAUUGCCUUAGUUAAAAUUACAAAGCACCCCUAAAGCAUUUUAUGUAAAAAAUUUGCUUUUAAAAAGAUGUAACCGAGGAGUCUGAUCACAAAAAUGUUUACUCCAUACGGAUUAUUAUGUUCAAAUUGUAAAGAAGGAUGUGACAGCACCCCAGGGAAGCUGCUUUUAUAAGGAUAUUAAACUGUAAUUCUAUUUUCUGAAACAUUUAUUUUUUUAGUUCAUUGUGAAGCUUGACAAAAUAUCACUCUAGUAAGUCAACUGUAUGUAGGGUUGAGGAAUGAUCUUUGGCAUAAGAUUGCAUGUAGGUGUCUACUUGAAAACAUUGUUUUAUUUUAACUCUAUAUUGCUUGUAUGCGACUCUUAAAAACUCAUUUACUUUCUCACCUCUUUUGUAAUGCACACAAUUGUCUUAUUUGAUCCUGCCUUAUUUUUAUUUAUUUGAACCUGCCUAAAAUUACUGAACCUGCUGAUCUGUGUCAGUUAAACUGAAUUUGUGGGUUAAUUUGUGAGAUAUUUGCUUUUCUCUUGCACUUUUGUAUAUACAGAGAUAAGUGGACACCUAUUGCGAAAUAAUGAAAUGAAUGGUUGUGAAGAAUAUACCAACAGAUAGUAUGCAUAUUAAAUCCUUCUCUGAUCAGAAUCCUAUUUUUAUUAAGAAAGAAAUUAAUACAUUUUCUGUAGUUUUUCAUUUUGUAGUACAGUGAAGCUGUGUUACUUUGAACUAGAGUAUACGGUAUGUGAUAGGUAUACAGGGUACAUUUGCAUUCUUUUCUAGAUCUGACAUUGGUUCCAUUUAUACUUACAAAAAUUAUAUCAAGCUGCAAGAAACAUAGAAAGGAAGUUUCAUUUUCUCAGAAACAUUAUGCUUCUAAUAAAUGAAUUCUUGGCAGCUACAAUGUGAACAGUUGUUCUUUUAAGAUAACUUAAAGUUAAUGUUCGAGCAUGCUAUUAGCCCAGAUGGAAUACUGAUGAACAAUACCAAUACUUCUCAAGAUGGGAAUGCACCAUCAUCUUUACCAAAUAGUACACUGGGUACCACUUUCUACAUCAGGAUGCUAUGCAUUUCAUUGCUCAUUUUACACAUCCUGUAAUAGCAUAAUGUUUUUGGCAGUUCAUAUGCAAUAUUGCAGGGUGUCCAGUUCGUACAUAUCACAUUCUCUGCCUUGUAACUUGAAUGUUACCAAGAAGUAUUGAGGUAUUACUUUGUGUUACAACCAUCUGGAGAGUAUUUCCAACUGGGUAUUUGCUUUCCUAAAGGAACAAGAACUUGUAGUUACAAAAGUUAAAAGUUACUGGUUUUGAAAAUAGAAGUCUUAGACUGCAAUUUUAUUAAAGUGUAGUGGCACAAUAUGGGCAAAUUUUUGCUGGGCACCAAGUGAUGUACUUUGUUAAGUAAUUAUGAUGUUAUGUUGAAGAGCAAUGCCUGUUUGUUGUUAAUGGUAAUAGAGUCUGUUAUAGGUAGAUGUUUUGUUUUAAUUUAUUAUCAUUGUUGAGUAAAAUCUUGUUGGUGCCCCAAUGCAAUAAGUAUUUACUGCCUGUGAAGUUUGUGCAUAAUUAUUUGUGUUCUUAAAAUGUACAACAGUUGUUCUUGUAUCUUAUUUUUAUUGAUGUGUUUUGAUAAAAUGUUAGGUUUGGAGGGAUUGAGAAACCAUUAUCAUUGUCUACUUGAAGACAAUUAAAGAAAAUUUUGAAAUUAAAUAAUUUUGUAUGAUGUUUCUACCCAAAAAUAGACACACUCUGUUUAUCAAAUUCUUUCAACCUCUGCACCAGGAAAGUAACAUGUUCCUUCUAUUGAGUGAUGAAUAUUUCGUGUAAGGGCAGUAGGUGCUUUGCAUUGGCAUCAGCAUAGGUCAGCAUUGAAGGGUAGCCUGAAAAGUGAAUCAAACCUAGUUUCACUUUCCAGCUUCUUGUGUGGAUUUGAGAUAAUUAUAUUCAAAUGCAUUGAAAUGAUUCACUUUAGUUUUCAAUUCCCUACUGAUGUUUAUGAAUUUGAAGUUGAAUAUUUUCAAGGUCAACCAGUCAUUGAAAUGCAGAAUGAAAGAUCAUGUUAAGUGUAUUUUUGAAAUGGAAUGGCUGACUUAGUUUCCAGUGUUCUAUUUUCGAGUUAACAAUGAUGGCAACUACUAGCAGAGGCAGUAUGGUCAUUCAAAAACUGCCCUUUAUGAUUGAGGUAUGAAGCCGACUUCAUUUUGGCUGUGGCUUGCCUUGGUACAAGAAUACUGUUCCCUGACUGAAGUUGUAUUUUUCUAAGCGUGAAGUUUAUUGAAGAAAAAGUUAAUGUAUUUGCAAGACGUGUUGAAUAUGUAUAUGAGUUAGACACACAUACAAGAAACAUAUAUGAAUUACAGAUAAAAACUGUGAUAGUCUGUGAUGAGAUUCUAAUGUGCAGCUUAUUUGUAUAAAAAUAAAAAUAGGUCUUAUAACAGAGUGAUUUGCAUAAAUUUUUUAAAUAUGCUGUUUCAGUUUUAAAAAUUUUAAACAAAAGUUCAACAUUUCAGACUUCUUUUCGACAAAAAAUUGUUGAUGGAUUUUAUCUCCCAACUAAUGACUCCUAUAACCUUGCACACAAAAUCACUAUGUAGUAAUGUGCUUACAUAAUCUUCAUUAUCUUUCAUUAGAAGGCAAAAAUUUUGAAAAUGCUGACACUAUUGUUUAAUAGUCAAGGCAUUUUCAUCCUCUAUGAUCAUAAUUUGGUUAUCAUAGGCAAGAUUUCCAAAGGAAACUACAGGUGUUUUUUUCUUGUUUAAGAAACUGAUUUUGCAUUAAAUGUCUAGGCAUCAUUUGCAUACAUUCAUGUGAAAUUGAAUUCAUAGUUCAAGUUUGGUUAGUUUGUGCUGCACUAAACAUACUUUCUGAAUUUAUAGCAGCGAAUAAUCCAAGUAAGGCUUUGUUUAUUCAGAUGUUGCUGUGCAGUUUCUUUGCAUUCAUUGGAAUACAUUUUUGUAUGUUGUGCCAUUCCAACUUAACAAUGUACCACCAGCAUUCUAGAGGAAGGGAUUUGUAUGCUUCAUAAUGCUGAGAGAUUUCUGGUUAUAUUUGUUGCUGUGAACAGUGCUUGUUUCCUGUGGCAUUAGAUCCACACGUGUUGUCCACAAUAUUUUUUUGACUGAUGAUUUUUGAAACAUUGCUCUGUAAAGUAAUCCAAUUGCCUAACCAUCUGGCCCUAAAUGAUUUUACUUCAGUGUGAUUUUACUAUCCCAUCCUCCAUGCAUUGCUAGUGUUCCACAUUAUUGAAUAGAAAUCCAAGUUCCUGAAGCUAAUAAUAUUGCUGGCCAACUUUUAAAUACUUCAAUUUGGAUGGGGGUAUAUAUACAAAGACUAGUGUAACAACUAAUAGAAACAAAGAGAAUAUCUGAAAUGAUUUUUUAUAUACAAAAGUUGCAAAUGAUGUCAUGUUGUGUUUUAUAAACCAUUCCAAAUUCAUGUACAUAUUAGAAUCAUUUACUUUGUGUAGAAAUUAUACUUAUAAAAAGUACAUUAUUCUAUGUACUUUGUAUUGAACCCCUGUCCAAAUUAAGUGCGACCAGAUCUAUCUCAUGUUCCUGUUUAGAAAUAAUUUGUAUCCAUGUCCUUAAGUGCACUCAUAUGGAUCUGCUUUUUUAAAAUAUUCUAAGUCAGUUGCAAAUUCCUAUGCUUAUGUAUCUUUGUUUAAAAAGUUGUGAUAUUUGCUUUUGUUUUCACACACUGUUGUUAUAGAAGUUAUGUUUGCCAUUCUGCAGCUUUAUUUUUAAGCUCUUUCAAAACAAAACAUGCAUAUCAUAGCUGUAAAGAGGUUUUGACAAAUAAAAUGCUGUAAAAAGUGUUGUGUAAUGGUUCACCUUGAAUACUGCGCAGUAGAGUAUUAUUGAACUGGUGUUAAUAAUUGAUUAUAGAGAGAAAUGUAUGGUGUCAAGCUCUCAUAGUUAAAAAUGACAAAUACAUCAAAUUUAGUGAUAUCUGAUGGUAACAUAUCAUUUCAAAGAGACCUAAUUUCUUUCUCUGAUGACACAUUUCAAUUAAUUGAAUGCAGGUGGUGGGUGACUCCUCAACUAGGAUUUGUUUAGAAAAUUCCCACUUUUUUUUUUUUAAAAUUGAAUCUUAGUUCCGCAAUUUUGCCCUAGCCAUAGUGUCUGGUGAAUGUACUUGUUCAAAAGUUUUGUCAAGGAAUUCCUUGUAACGAAUUUAGUUUUGAUAUCCAAACACU